AUGUGUAAUGACAAAAUUGUUGGCUCCUACGUGGCCUGCAAGUGCGACGCUAAAGGCUGCGGACGUCGCAAUUUGGCGACGCGCCGCAGUAAUGAUGGCCUGGACGUUGCGGUCCCUUACGUGGAACAAUUUAUUGGUGUAGAGCACGUUCAUGAAACAAGCCAAUUAUCCAAACAAAUUGAGUUAGCCCCCUCGCGACGAGCCGUCACCCACGUCAUAGUUCUCUUCAAAGGAAGCGUGUUAUGCUACUUCGGAAAGGUGUUUGUUUAG
Molecule: messenger RNA, 270 nt
Organism: Pieris macdunnoughi
Lineage: Eukaryota; Metazoa; Arthropoda; Insecta; Lepidoptera; Pieridae
Source: the annotation of a GenBank genome assembly